Molecule: messenger RNA, 2249 nt
Organism: Acyrthosiphon pisum (pea aphid)
Lineage: Eukaryota; Metazoa; Arthropoda; Insecta; Hemiptera; Aphididae
Exons: 7
Coding region: 16-966 (316 amino acids)
Source: RefSeq, a predicted model, not a curated record
AAUAAUCGAAAAAUAAUGAAUUUUGAGAAAUUCAUUUGUUUAAAUAAUAUAUUAUCGCUAGACAAAUUGUUUUGUCAAUUUGUCGAUGAAUUGGAUUCAUGGUGGCUAGAUGUGACUGAUCUAUCAUAUGAACCCACAAGAAUUCAUUCAUCCACAAAUAAACAUACAAUCAUAAUUGAUGAUGAAGAAGUUGUUCAAUUUUCCAUCCCGGCCAGCAACAAUUGGAAUGAUGCAUUAAUUCUGGCCUGCCUAAUAAAUAUGGAAACAAAACGGACGUUGUCAAAUAUUUUUGAUCACAUCACUAUAUUAAUGUGUGUACUGAAAUUUAAUUUUAUUGACAAAAAGUCAUUGAAAAAAAAACUAAAAGAACUGGUCAUAAAAAAUUAUCUUAUAAUUUUAUUUGAUAAUACACACAAAAUUUACAAUUUGAAUAUUGAACAUAUCUGGAAUGAAAUUAAUAAAAAUAUACACACAAAUAAAUAUGUCAAUGAAAUAUUGGCAAUACGACGAGAUACAUACUACACAACAGCCGUAUUCUACGAUCUGCCAUCCAUUUUCAAUCCUAAACCAAAAAUAAAUAUCCAAAAUCAAAUUAAUAAAAAUAAUAUAUUUAACAGCUUUCAAAAAAAAAUUAUAUUCAUACAACAAUUCAUCGACAGCAUAUUAACCACACAUUUCACACAAAUCACAACCAACAAUAUAGAAGAGAAUUACGUCAACGAAGUAAAACAUUAUAAAAACAAUUUAAAAAAUCUGCUGCAGGUUUUGCCGAAAAAAAAAAAUAUAACAUCUCAUACGACAGAAGAAAUCCUAGAAUUAAUCAAAAACAACCAAAUAAUAGAAUCGAUACAUUACAGGCCUCCACAGACGCCAAUAGUAAUAACAAAAUUCUCUGAGUCCAAACUAAAAUAUUAUUCUGAAUGUUCAAACAUAAAAAAAUUUAAGGAUUUAUACUAUCCAAAAUAAAAUAUAAUAUUUAAUACUAAACAAAUAAACUUUAUUAGUUAUAUAGAUAUUUGCAUUACCUGUUUCAGCUCCAAUCUUAUUACAGUUCUCUGACGGUUGGUCCUGUAGGUUUUCAUCUGGUGGCGGCAGAGAUUGCUCGUCUAAGGUAGUAUCGCUCAACAUACUUUCUGGUGCAUCUAUGACAAAUAAAAAAACAACUUAAUUUAAUAUAAUUAAUCCAUGUAUAAAACAUGCAUUACUCACUCUGAGCAUUGACAACCAUAUUGUGAUUACAGUUCUCUGACGGUUGGUCCUGUAGGUUAUGAUGUGGUGGCGGCGGUGAUUGCUCGUCUAAAACAGGCAUUACUCCGUCACAAAAACUACAAUUCUCGUACCACCUUUAUAAAUAGUAUAUCUAUCGAUUGGUAUACCAUUUAUAUAUUCCAAUUACUUCAGUUGACAUAAAAAGCUGAAAAAGACUUGAUGUAUAACACAAUCAGUAAGAAAGUAUUCAAAAAGUACCAAGCAAUUUUCAACAAACAAAAUCGUUCUACUUUAAGUGCAGAUAUCAUAAAAAGUCAUCUUGGUCGUUAUCUCACCACGCCUAAUGCCACAAGAUGGAAUUCAUAUUAUGAUGCUGUAAAAUGCAUUGUUGCAAAUAUUGAUAAGAUUGAAAAUGUGUGUAAUGAUUUACAACUGCCUACCAUUUCAGGACCUCGGGAAGUCUCAUUCUUACAAGAAUACUUCGAUAAAUUUUAUGCAUAAAUGUAUUCAUGAGAUGUAUGGAGUCAAAGAUGUACAAGUGGCUGCUUGUAUGGUUCCAAAAUUCAAACUUAAUUGGACUGUAGAAGAUAAUCUGAACGACAUCAAACACAUCAGUAACUACUCCCAACACAACAUCUACAGAAUGUCAUAAUAGUGACUUUGAAGAUGAUUCUUUAAAUUUUAAGAAAAUAAUGUUUUGGAAUCAAAUGAUCAUAUACUUCUUGUUGACAAUUAUUUGUCUAACACAAAUAUUAAAUUUCCUUCAGAAUUACCAAAUUUUUAAAUGAUUGAGUGAUAUUUAUUUUAUCAAUUAUAAAUGUUUCAAUACAGUACCUAAGCACACUCACACUAAAAUUUAAAUUUAAAUGAACCCAGAGUGAAAUAUAGAGUUCUAAAAUGAUAUGUAAUCUUUAUGCAUAGGUAUAUUAGUAUCCAAGUGAUGAGCACAUCUUAUUAGUCAUUUUAAUUUGUUUACUUUUAACUUAAUUGAAAAAAAGUACUUAACUUAACUAUUAUAAUGAGUUAAAAAAUAUUAUUAA